CUGGAACAGUGACAGCCAUACGUUUGUCUUUGCCUGCCUGAGACCAGAGCAGACACAAUGGAUGUUCCUAAAGAUAGCAGCUACAUCCCAUACCGGACACUGGAGACAGAAUUCCCUGCUACCAACAACAGUAUGGAGCCUUUGUCUCUCCAUGGAUAUUCCUCAUACCCCAUUUUGCAGCAAGCAAUCCGCUGCAGGUCAGGACCGAUAGGGGUCGAUGUUAAAGCACAAACGCUCAAUACAGAAAAGAAUCGAGAGACCUACCAAAAGUGGAAGCAACAACACAGCCAGAGAGUGCAAGAGACUCUACCACACGCUGAUUCUCAUCACCUGCGAGAGACCGCCUGGUAUGAUCCCUCCAUGCCAGCUCAGUAUCUACAAAGUGCUGCACGCUGGGGCACCUUCAGUUGGAGAGACAGUCCUAUUCUUGGCAAAGAAUUUGUUGUGAACAGACACAAGUGUGAAACCAGAAAUUACUUGUCAAAGUAAAUGGCAUGAUGUGUCAGCAUACAAGGUCUGCAUCUGUCUCACAACUAUUUCAUCUUGCAUAGCAGAGAACAACAUGAUCAUCAAUGUGAUAAAAGCAUAACAAGUGAAACAAAUCUACAGCAAACACCAAGACAUUUUGGAAAGUACUGGCUUCCAACAGAGGAUUCAAAUAGGAAAUGUACUACACAAAACCAGUGUAAGGGCAAUUAUCAUCUCCACAGCUUUUGCAUCAACUAAAUAUAUCUAUGAAAAACAACAUUAACUUAAAAGUCAUUUUGAAAUUUA
Messenger RNA from Spea bombifrons (plains spadefoot toad), 774 nucleotides. It is a transcript of the gene TEKTIP1, whose product is annotated as tektin bundle interacting protein 1. The transcript is spliced from 5 exons. NCBI's taxonomy places the organism in Eukaryota, Metazoa, Chordata, Amphibia, Anura, Pelobatidae. The coding region runs from base 58 to 489 and encodes 143 amino acids. The record is from RefSeq and is a predicted model, not a curated record.